Molecule: messenger RNA, 5214 nt
Organism: Trachymyrmex cornetzi
Lineage: Eukaryota; Metazoa; Arthropoda; Insecta; Hymenoptera; Formicidae
Gene: drpr
Product: multiple EGF like domains draper
Exons: 18
Coding region: 500-3556 (1018 amino acids)
Molecular function (GO): protein binding; scavenger receptor activity
Source: RefSeq, a predicted model, not a curated record
GCUUCAGUUACUUGAAAGGCAACGUGGUGUCGGGAACGCGUGGCGUAUACACUCUCCACACGCACACUGUUUACGCGUAAAGACCCUUCUACUGCGUUCUACCUACCUUGCCAGGCUUCGGUACGCAGCUUGCAUCGCGUAUCGUGGAGAAUGAGAGUGUGAGUAGAAUUGAUUUUCUCGUGCUCCGAUAUACGUAUAUUUUCUGUGCGUGCGAUUUUCUGCCGUGCAACAUCGGUGGCUGUAAAAAAAAAACCGUGCAGCGUGUGCGCCGAUCCGCCACGCGAAUGGAUCUACGUCUCUUCUGCGUGCCACCGUAAUUGACCAGAAGUGGGCAGAAUCCGCUAGAGAUCCCUGGAAGAUCCACGCAGCGAACACAUCCAGAGACGGGUCGACCGUCCUGCUUUUCGGACGUUGAGCGAAUGGUUACGACCCGCGUGCCGUGCGAAACGUGAAAGAUUAAUCACAAGGUCUGCAAUAACGCGAUGGGACGGCGAUAGUGAUGUUUCGGUCACGAAGUUCAAAGUUGUAUCGAUUAGCUGAAAUGGGGUCUGCAAACUGGUGGCUGAUCGCGGUCAUCGCUGUGAUAAUCUCGACGGGAGCGACGAUAGCCCUCGAGGGACCGAACAUAUGCACCCGGCAGGAAACGUAUACGAUAACAGUGAAAGUAUCCGAGCAGAAACCAUACACUGUGCGAGAGAACACGUGGUGCUUCAGUUUCCCACCGAGAUGUUCCAAAUACAAAGUUGUCUACAAAACUGUCUACAAAGAGCAGGAAUUGAUAAAACAAAAGCCCGUAGAGGAAUGCUGCAAAGGCUACACGGAGACCACAAAUGGCAGUCGUUGCAUUCCAGUCUGUUCCGAGGAUUGCCGCCACGGGACUUGCAUCGCGCCUGACAUCUGCAAAUGCGAAUCUGGAUAUGGCGGCCCGUUAUGCGACUUUAAGUGUCCGUCGGGUAAAUGGGGCAGAGAUUGCGAGAUGGAUUGUAAGUGCCAGAAUGGGGCCGCAUGCGAUCCGUUUGAUGGCAAGUGCAUGUGUACCAGGGGCUGGACUGGAGUGUACUGCGAUCAAAAGUGUCUUUUUAACCGCUACGGACAGGAUUGCGCCGAAGAGUGCCGUUGCAGUAACGGUGGGAGUUGCCAUCAUAUUUCUGGUGAAUGCCAUUGCACCUCCGGUUACACAGGCCCGCUAUGCAACGAUUUAUGUCCUAUGGGCAAGCAUGGCGAGGAAUGCAAGUCGGAAUGCCGUUGUCAGAACGGUGGAUCCUGCAACCCUAUGACCGGUGAAUGUUACUGUACAUCCGGUUGGACAGGUUCGGUCUGCGCAAAUCGAUGCCCGGAAAGUUUUUGGGGCAAGAACUGCUCUCAGUCCUGCGAUUGCUAUAACGGAGCCGGUUGUAAUCACAUUACGGGCAAGUGUCAGUGCAAACCGGGUUUCUACGACGACAAAUGUUUAAAAGUUUGUCCCGAGGGCACGUUUGGACUGAACUGUACAAACAACUGCACUUGUGAAAAUGGUGCCACAUGCAAUCCUACUAACGGCACCUGUGUAUGCAGUCCAGGUUGGACGGGUAAAAUGUGCAGUCAAAGAGCCUGCGAGGACGGUUUAUACGGUCCCAAUUGUGCAAAGGUCUGCGAAUGCGAGAACGAUAAAACGGAACUAUGUCAUCCUUGGACUGGAUAUUGUUCUUGCAAAAUGGGAUGGGACGGCGAAACCUGCGCCAGGCCAUGUCCCUUAUAUACAUACGGAAAGAGUUGCCAGAAUCGUUGCAAUUGCAGGAACAACGCACAGUGUUCACCAAUCAAUGGCACUUGUAUUUGCGCGGCCGGGUAUCGCGGAAAGGAUUGCGGCGAGUUAUGUCCCACAAACACUUUCGGAGAAGAUUGUGCGCAGAAGUGCUCCUGCAAGAACGGAGCCAGCUGCUCAGCUGAGAAUGGACGUUGCAACUGCACGGCUGGAUGGGUCGGUGUUUUGUGCGAUCGUCCCUGCGACGACAAGUCUUAUGGCAAGGAUUGCGAAGACAAAUGCAAGUGCUUUAACAAUGCUGCCUGCAACCCGCAAAAUGGCACGUGCACAUGUGCAGCUGGCUUCACCGGUAUACUAUGUCAGGAUCGUUGUAAAAAGGGCUUUUUUGGAAACGGAUGCAAUCAGAGUUGUGACUGUGUCGAAGAAAAUACCGUAGACUGUGACUCCACUACCGGGCGUUGCAUCUGCAAGCCAGAAUGGCGAGGGGUACGAUGCGAAACAAAGUGCCCAGAGGGUCUUUACGGCGAGGAUUGCCACUCGCAUUGCGAAUGCAUGAACAAUAGUUCGUGUGAUCCCACGACCGGAAGUUGUGUCUGCGCCAGGGGUUGGCAGGGCCCCGAUUGCUCGCAACCCUGCAAUGAAGGAUGGUACGGACUGGGCUGCAGAGAAAAAUGUCCGGAGAAAAUGAAUGGAAACAUGACUUGCGAUCACGUUACCGGUGAAUACGUCUGCCGUCCGGGAUACUUGGGUCUUACCUGUGAACAUCCAUGUCCACCCAAUCGUUAUGGGCUAAACUGCGCAAAUCGUUGUCACUGUAGAAACGGCGGGGAAUGUCAUCACGUAACAGGUAUAUGUCAAUGUCGACCUGGCUGGCAAGGCGAGUAUUGUCAAAUACCUUGCGCGGAAGGCACAUACGGCGUAAAUUGCACACAGCAUUGCAAGUGUCAGAACGGCGGUAAAUGCAGAUCCAACGACGGACAUUGUCGAUGCUCACCUGGAUGGACUGGAACCAGAUGUACUGAAAUUUGUCCGGAAGGAUAUUAUGGUGACCAUUGUAUGGAAUCUUGCGAAUGUAAAAACGAUUUCUUCAUAUGUCAUCCAGCUGAGGGUUGUAUUUGCAGGCAUGGAUACACAGGUGAGAACUGUGACGAGCAGCUAUUCUCUCGUAAUAUCCAAGAGAAGGAAGAUGGGGGAUACGGGCACAUUGUAGGAGCCAUAUUUGCGACUAUUGUUAUAAUUGGCGUUUUGUUCGCUGCGUGGAUGUACCAUCGUCGCCGAGUGGCUGAUCUCAAGAGCGAGAUAGCUCAGGUACAAUACACAGCUGAGCCUGUAUCUCCGCCAGAUCGAAAUCAAUUCGACAAUCCAGUAUAUGCGUAUCAAGGGUCCUCGAAGUUCGACGAUGGCACUACUACGUUGCUGAACAAUUUCCAAUUCCGGAAUAAUUUCCAUAAAAAUAUAAACACCGAGAAGGCUAAAUUUGGCUUAGGCAGUUGUACUGAUGAGGAAGACGAUUGUAAAGGAGCAUACGGGCUGCAAUAUGAUUUGAAGAAUAGGGAUGCUGAUAUGGGAAAUCCAAACUUGAAUGUGUAUCACAGCAUCGAUGAGAUGGACGGCAAAAAAGUUGAACACGUCUAUGACGAGAUUAAGCAGAACAAUGAAUCGGAAUACGACGAGCUAAAUCAACCGCGGCCAGUAAGUUGGAACAUAAAGCCACAUUCGAGUCGGACAGCCAAUGGCUUCCUGCCUAAAUCUUACGACAAUCCGGGACCCAGCAAAGUGAUAGACAAAGAUCCGGAAUUAGGCGAUACCUAAAAAUUCGACCUAGCGUUCCUCGUUUUUAACUGCCCAGCUCCUGUAUUUUGUAACUGCAAAUAUUUUAUAUAGUAAAAAAGCUGUGCAACUGUCAUUAUGAGCACAUAAGGACUGCAUAACGAGUUACAAAAUACAGGCCUAGGUUUGAAUGAGCUUCAUUUACGCUCGCGGUCGGAAGACUGUGUCCUCUUUUCAUAAGGUGCAAAUAAGGAUGAGUGAUACAGCACCAAUAUGUUAAAUAUCGAUAUUUUUGGACUUUUCUCGAUAUUUUGUAUUUCGAUAUUGAUGUGUAUCGACAUUUGAAUAGGAAUAUCGAAUUUUAUAUGGUCGAUCCGUUAAGCCUGUGUUAAUUUAAUACUGAUUGAAAUUGGAUUGAAAAUUGAUCAAUUAGAGCAAAAUUUAUUAAACUUUAGAUUAGUUUUCCUAUUGUCUCCCGUGCAGCGUGCACAACGUGAUGGUAUUUGUCGCUCGACAACCCAGUGAGAAAUGAUCGUCACUUCAACAUCGAAUCGAUGCCAAAUCAACGUCAAAAUAUUAAUUCGACGUUGACUAGACAUCGAUUUGAUGAGCCAUUUCUUGCUAGAAAGAAUGUGUACGUCCAAAUGUGUGUUAUCUAAUUUGAAAAAAUUCUAAUUAGAAUAAUUAUUCAAAAAGAUCAAUGAAAUAGCCUCAAAAACAAUCUCUUCCAAAAAGAUCAAUUUUUUACGCAUCAAUACGAUCGAUAAUUUACGUAUCGAUACGCAUAUCGGUGCGUGUAUUAUCUAAAAAUAAAAAUAUUAGAUCUAUACUGAUAUCAGCAAUAUCAGCAAUAAAUUAUUCAGCCGAUAUUUUGAUGUAUAUCAAUAUUUCUGCUCACUAUACAUUGCGAUACGAAAUAUCGAGAUUUUUUCUGUAUCGUUCAUCCCUAGGCGCAAGUCUGUGGUAUUACUUUUAUCGUUUAAGCAAUUUUUUUAAGUAAGCUUUUACAACAUAAUUAUAGCAAUUAUUAUAACUAUGUACUAGUUUUGUAAAAAUUAUGUUGAAUGUUUUAUACAUAUAAAAUCUAUUCACGCGCUAUCAUGCCUUUGUCUCGUAAAUUAAAGUUACGACAGUAUUAGAAUGAAAAUAUUUGGUAUGUGAAACAGAAAAAUCCGAAACAAAUUUUUCUGGCAUGCUCUUUUAAUAUUUAGCUUUUAUUUGAGAUAUCGAUCUCUAUCAUUUUCUCAUUUUCCACAUAUCACCCAUCUGCGAUGAGAAGAUGAACGGCUCUGUAUAUAUAAACAUAUUCUUUCUAACGUAAGUAUAUUUUAACUAAAUUAUUGUAUAUCUAUCUGAUAUAUGUGCAUAUACAUAUUGCCAAAAGUAGUUUAAGUAACUGGCAAUGAUAAACUGGCAUAAGUAGUUUAAGAAACUGGCAAUGAUAAACUGGUGAUAAGAAAUCAAAUCAUGAAUAUGAAAAAAUUUGCGAAUACACGAAGAUAUAUCGUGGAGAAUCCUUUGUCAUAUCGACAUUUUCGUCGUUGUAUAUUUAUCAAUAUUGCAAUGAUUAUAAAAGCAUUUAAAAGGGUUCUAAUAAUUUGUUAAUAAUAUUGUUGAUUCUGGUAUUAUUCUAGAUAGCACACAAGUAUUCUACUUAUUUUUAUAUGGACCUGACCUUAUCCUUAUAGUAUACUGCACAU